Messenger RNA from Hypanus sabinus (Atlantic stingray), 2960 nucleotides. RefSeq names its product acyl-CoA synthetase long chain family member 5 (gene acsl5). The coding region runs from base 187 to 2211 and encodes 674 amino acids. Gene Ontology annotation, cellular component: endoplasmic reticulum; membrane; mitochondrion. The record is from RefSeq and is a predicted model, not a curated record. The transcript is spliced from 21 exons. Gene Ontology annotation, molecular function: arachidonate-CoA ligase activity. Gene Ontology annotation, biological process: long-chain fatty acid metabolic process. Lineage: Eukaryota; Metazoa; Chordata; Chondrichthyes; Myliobatiformes; Dasyatidae.
UUGAGUAAGUGCUGUGUGAGCAGUCUGUCCAUACAUAUAAACCUUAACCCCAAACUACUGCUUGGAGACCUGUCACAAAACAGUUCCAGCAGUGCAGGUAGGAGGCUCAGCCUUAAGCACUCCAUUUCAACCCACUGUUUUUAGCAGCUCAACUAACAGCCACAUCUUUGCUGCAGAAUUUAAACAAUGAGUCUCCUGAUCCCUGUGUCAGUUCUGAUCUUGAUCGGUGCAAUCCUUUACUGGUUGUGGCACGAAGAAAAGCCUGUCAAAUUGUCAUAUGAUCUUUCCAGGCAAUCUGUACAGGUCAAGAAUAGCAAAGAUGCCAGGAGAAAUGCAACGUUGAAAAACGAUGAAGUGAUAUCUUACUAUUAUGAUGAUGUCAGAACACUCUAUGAGGCUUUCCAAAGAGGCAUACAUGUAUCAGGUGACGGACCUUGUCUGGGUUACCGCAAACUUAAGCAGCCUUAUCAGUGGCUUUCUUACAAGCAGGUGUCCGAUCGAGCAGAGUAUCUUGGAUCAGGCCUUUUAUAUCGUGGAUGCAGUCCAUGCCCGACACAGUAUAUCGGGAUAUUUGCUCAGAACAGACCUGAGUGGAUAAUUUCUGAGUUGGCUUGCUAUACCUACUCUAUGUCAGUGAUACCCCUGUAUGACACCCUUGGACCUGAUGCCAUUGUGUACAUUAUUAAUAAGGCUGAAAUUUCGACUGUGAUCUGUGACAAGAUGAGCAAAGCAAUCACUUUGCUGGAAAACUGUGAAGCAAAGCGUACGUCACACUUGGAAAAUAUAAUUCUGAUGGAUCCAUUUGACGAUGCUUUAAAAGAACGUGGAGACAAAUGUAAUGUGAAAGUUUUCACCCUGAAAGAAGUUGAGGAUCUCGGAAGGGAAAAUCAUAGAAAACCAAUUCCACCAAAACCUGAUGACUUGAGUGUCGUGUGCUUUACAAGUGGAACAACAGGUGACCCUAAGGGAGCCAUGUUGACUCAUGGAAACGUUGUGGCGAAUUCAGCAGCAUUCUUCGAGAUGAUGGGGUCCACCUUUGUCCCCAGCAGUGAUGAUAUUUCGAUCUCCUACCUUCCCCUGGCACAUAUGUUUGAAAGAGUGGUGCAGACAGCACUCUACUGUUGUGGUGCCAAAGUUGGAUUCUUCCAAGGUGACAUUCGACUGCUGCCAGACGACAUGAAGACCCUUCAGCCUACAGUCUUUCCUGUUGUGCCUAGACUUCUGACCCGGCUCUACGAUAAGGUGCAAGCUGAGUGUCAAUCCCCCUUUAAGAAAUGGCUGUUAAAUAUCGCUAUAAGCAGAAAACAAGCUGAAAUAUCCAGAGGAAUUAUUAGGAAUGACAGUGUUUGGGACAAACUGAUUUUCAGCAAAGUUCAGGCUAACAUUGGAGGACGUGUUCGGAUAAUAGUGACAGGAGCAGCCCCUAUUUCCCCUACAGUUCUGACAUUUCUUCGAGCGGCAUUAGGCUGUCCAAUUUUUGAAGGAUACGGACAAACUGAAUGCACUGCUGGAUGUACCUUCUCGAUGGCUGGAGAUUCCACAGCUGGCCAUGUUGGUCCACCACUUCCUUGCAACAUUGUGAAAUUAGUUGAUGUUGAAGACAUGAAUUACUUUGCUUCUAAUGGGGAAGGAGAGGUUUGCAUCAAGGGUACAAAUGUAUUCAAAGGUUAUCUGAAAGACCCAGAGAGGACCUCUGAAGCUAUAGAUGCCGAAGGAUGGCUCCACACAGGGGACAUAGGAAAGUGGCUGCCGAAUGGAACUUUGAAAAUAAUUGACCGGAAGAAGAAUAUAUUUAAACUGGCGCAGGGUGAAUACAUUGCACCUGAGAAGAUUGAGAAUGCGUAUAUUCAGAGUAGUCUUGUAGCCCAAGUUUUUGUGGCUGGAGAUAGCUUGCAGUCAUAUCUGGUGGGCAUUGUGGUGCCUGACCCAGAGGUGCUUCCAGAGUUUGCGGCCAGUAAGGGAUUCCAAGGCUCUUAUGAAGAAUUAUGCCAGAUUCCGGAAAUAAAGAAGGCUAUUUUGGAUGACCUAGUUAAUUUGGGAAAACAAGCUGGACUAAAAUCAUUUGAACAGGUAAAGGACUUGUAUCUGCACACACAGAUGUUCUCUAUUGAAAAUGGACUCCUGACCCCAACACUGAAGGCUAAAAGAUUAGAACUAAACAAAUUUUUCAAAAAGCAGAUUGACCACCUCUAUGGAAAAACACAGGCAUAGGUUUCCUCCAGUACAUUGACAAUGAUGGUUUCAUAUCUUGGACAUGUUGAAAAGAACAUUGGAAAUGUAGACAGUGCUGAAAUUUUUUCCCCAAAAAAUGUCUUUUUUCCAGAUAACAUGUUUGUGUUUGUCAAAGUUCAAAAUGAGUCCUGUUAAAAUGGUAUUUUACAACAGCCAGAAAUGGCAAAAAAAUGUUUACUGGUCAAGAAGCCAUUGGAGCCAUUAUUUGACCCAUUGAAUAAAAUGGAGCAUUUUAUUCAACAUAAGAACAGAUUUUGUAUUUUAAAAAUUCUUUGCUUAUGAUAUUAAAUCAAAUAAAGACUAUCUAUAUUUCAGAUAAUUCUUUCAUACAUAGGAAUUGAUGUUACUAAACUCCACUUGCCUAAAUGCACACUUGCCUAGACUUCUGCUCCGGGUGGAGAAUUAAAUGAUUUAAUCCUACAUACAUGAAAAGUACAGUCAGGCAAAAUAGUCAGAGGUGGCUAAAUCUUAGGAGAAAUACCACUGAGGCCCAUCUAAAAAUGCCCCGACAGCCUUUUUAUGGAAAGUGAGAGCCUGUUGGACACUGAGAUGGGGGGCUUGAAGAAGCAACAUGGAAGAUUGCAACACCAGAUCAGAUUUUCACUCUCGUUACUUACUGCAGGAGCAACCUCUCACUCCGUCAAUGGAGAGCGAGAGCCUGUCCAAGAUACCAAAGCGCUGUGUUAUGGACUGUAGUUUUCUGGUGGAUUCUAGAUUAAGAUCUCUUU